AUGCCUGGUGCAGCUCCUUCUCAGCCGUCCUGCCAACCUGCUGCCGCCCGCUGCCCGCGCUGCCCCGGAGGAGCCGCAGCUCAGCCCCACGCCGGGACCCCGGAGCAGGGGAGCCCCCGCCGUUCCCCCCGCUGCACCGAGGGGCCCCCGCCGCGGGGCUGCCGCCGCGCACGGAGCAAGGUGGGCUGCGAGGAGCUCGUGGGGCCGCCGGUGCCCCGGUACCGGGGCUGCCCCGGGCGCUGCGGGCAGAGCAUGGCCCCAGCCCUCCCACUGCUGCUACUGCUCUGGCUGUUUGUCCCCACCGUGGUCUCAGAGGUGUUUGGCCCUGGAGAUGGCACAGAGGACCUCAAGGCUCUGCAGGUCUCCAUCCCACGCCACCCAGCCCUGGAUGCCGUGCUGGCAGGAGACAUCACCAUCCCCUGCCUCAUCACUUACCUUGGCCCCAAGCCCACCGCUGGCACCGGUGGCCGCCGGGCAGUCCUGGGAACCCCCCGGGUCAAGUGGACCUUCAUCUCUGAGGGCAGGGAGGUGGAGAUCUUGGUAGCUCGGGGGGACAGGGUGAAGGUGAGCGAGGACUAUCGGCUGCGCGCCUCCCUGCCCAUCUUCCACCAGCGCUACACCAACGCCUCCCUGCUGCUCACCGAGCUGCGCCCCAACGACUCGGGCAUCUACCGCUGUGACGUGCAGCACGGCAUCGAGGACGGCCACGACAUCCUCCACGUCAAAGUCAAAGGGGUGGUGUUUCACUACCGGGAGGGCUCCAUGCGCUACGCCUACACCUUUGCCGAGGCGCAGGAAGCUUGUGCCCGGAUCGGCGCCAGCAUCGCCACCCCCGAGCAGCUCUACGCUGCCUACCUGGGGGGCUAUGAGCAGUGUGACGCCGGCUGGAUCGCCGACCAGACCGUCAGGUACCCCAUCCAGACUCCCCGUGAGGCCUGUUAUGGAGACAUGAAUGGCUUCCCUGGGGUGAGGAACUACGGAGUGGUGGACCCAGAGGACAUGUACGAUGUGUACUGCUACGCUGAGGACCUCCCAGGGGAGAUCUUUUUGGAGACGGCCCCGGAGAGGUUCACUCUGGAGGAGGCGGCGCAGCGCUGCCGGGCGCUGGGCGCGGAGCUGGCGAGCCCGGGCCAGCUGUACGCAGCCUGGAACGCGGGGCUGGACGCCUGCAGCCCCGGCUGGCUGGCCGACGGCAGCGUCCGCUACCCCAUCGUCACCCCCCGGGAGCGCUGCGGUGGGGCUCUGCCGGGAGUCAAAACCAUCUUCCUGUUCCGCAACCAGACGGGAUUCCCCGAUGCCCAGAGCAGAUACGAUGCGUACUGCUUCCGAGAAGGGACAAACUCUUUCCCUGAGGCUGCAGGAAAAUACCAAGCCCAAGAGCCCGAGGAGAAUCUCCUCCAGGAGAUUGUCACAGUGGCAGAAAAGCUGGAGGAGCUGCAGCUGCCCAGAGCGCAAGUGGAGAUUGAGUCGCGAGGGGCUAUUUACGCCGUCCCUUUCUUUGAGGACACUGAUCUGGGAAAGCCAAGCCAGUCCCCUGAAGAUGAACUGGGGCCAGGGGCCUGGCACCCCCCACUAGCUACCUCUGUGUCCUCAGGUCACCCCACCUCUGCAUCCCCUUUCCCCACAGCCCUGGCCAUCCCCGAGGCAGGUGUUAGCUGUGGUGCUAAGCUGGGGAGCCCAUCCCCUGCAGAGGAGAGUGGGGGGACAGGGACACAAGACCGGCAGCGCUGGCAGGCCAUGCCGGUGCCCGCAGCCCCGUGGUCUGGCUGGCUCCCGGCGCCGGCCUCUCACUGCCUUUCUGCCUUGCCCUUUGCAGAGGAGGAGCAGGGAGCAGCGCCGGGCAGGGGCUCCGGCAGCACAUCGGCGGAGAGCCCGGGCGGAGGGCGAGACCCCAGCCAGCCCACGGAGCCAGAGGGACCCACCGGUGCCCCAGCAGGUGACACGGAGCCUCCUGAGGGCUUUUCUCGGCCGCCCAGCCCCGUCGCCCCUACACAGAGCCCCGACCGUCCGCGGGACGCCUUGGGGCGGCCGGCCCACCCUGCCAGCCCUGGGGCACCUGGGCACCGUAUGACAUCGCCAACCGGUGCCGCUUCUGCCACCUCGACAGAGAGCCGAGAACCUGGCGGGAUUCCCCGCCGCGGGCACAAGUCCGGCGGGGCCAGCACCCCCCUUUCUGCCGCUGAAGACGCCGAGCUCUCCGGAGACGUGGUCGAAAGCCUCGGGGCGUCCCCGCUGCCUCCUGCGCCCCCGCAGACGCAGGAGGAGGGAGAGGAGCAGUCGGGAGCCGUGUGGCUCCCCUCGCCCGCGGUCCCUGGGGACGGGAGCACUGUCCCCGCAGUGACACCGUGGCACGCAGAGCUGCCCGGCACCAGCAGCGCACCGGCCCUGGGAGGAGAGGAGGCUGCUCCGCCACCGCCGGGCGCUGACCGCGGGAUGCCUGCUGCAGCUUCCGAGGAAGAGGAGGAGGAAGAAGAAGAGCAACCUGCUCCCUCCAUUGCAACCGUGGAGGGUUUCCUUGAAGCCGUUCCUGGAGAAGCAGGUGGCUGUGUCCCCAACCCCUGCUUGAACGGAGGGACCUGCGUGGAGGAUGGCGCCCACCUCACCUGCCUGUGCCUGCCUGGCUACGGAGGCAGCAGCUGUGAAAGACCACUGAGGAGGUGCAGCCCUGGCUGGGACAGCUUCCAGGGAGCCUGCUACAAGCACUUCUCCACUCGGAGGAGCUGGGAGGAUGCAGAGACCCAGUGCAGGCACUAUGGGGGGCACCUGGCCACCAUCCUGACCCCCGAAGAGCAGGACUUCAUCAACGACCAGUACAGGGAAUACCAGUGGAUCGGCUUGAACGACCGCACCAUCGAGGGGGAUUUCCAGUGGUCUGACGGGAGCCCCUUGCUCUACGAGAACUGGCACCCCGGGCAGCCCGACAGCUACUUCCUCUCCGGGGAGAACUGCGUGGUCAUCGUGUGGCACGAUGGGGGCCAGUGGAGCGACGUGCCCUGCAACUACCACCUCUCCUACACCUGCAAAAUGGGGCUGGUGCAGUGCGGGCCCCCCCCCGCUCUCAGCAACGCCCGCGCCUUUGGCAAACCAAAGCAGCGCUACGAGAUCGGCUCCACCGCGCGGUACCGGUGCCGGCACGGCUUCGCCCCGCGCCGCUCGCCCAUCAUCCGCUGCCGGGAGGAUGGCACAUGGGAGCUGCCCCAGCUGGCUUGUCGACCUAGUGAGUGA
Sturnus vulgaris (Common starling) is the source of this 3225-nucleotide messenger RNA. The record is from RefSeq and is a predicted model, not a curated record. NCBI's taxonomy places the organism in Eukaryota, Metazoa, Chordata, Aves, Passeriformes, Sturnidae.